AAUAAAAUCCAGAUUGUAGUUUACGUAUUGUGCAGUUUGUAGCGCUGUAGCAAGUGUAACUUUACAGGUGACCAACAGAACUGAAAACAAGUAAAUGUUGCGAAAGUAAUCUAGUCAUUGUCGCAGUGUACUGUAGAUCCACAAGGUUGAUUUAAAAAGGGCAGCUCCCACUUGCAAACGUGGGUCACGUGGAGGACUGGAGAUAAAAACAGGUUCAGAAUCGUGGAAACAAAGUUCAGCAAACCCUUGAGCCUUUCAAGAGAGGGCAGUUAUGAUGAUAAUUUACGUGUUAAGACUGACCCCGUGUGUACUCAGGUAUUGGGUAAUUGCCGAAGAUGUUUGCCAAAGCCACCAGUAACUUUGUGAAGCAGAUAGACUCGGAUGGAGAGCUGAUUCCUGUUGCUCGGCUGAAUGACUCUGACAAGCUUCAGCCUCUGUGUCUGGUGAUUAAACGCAAGAGAUUCUGGUUCUGGCAGAAGCCAAAGUAUAUUUCAUCACCAUUCACCUUGAGCGAUGUGCUUACUGGAGACAAGCCUAUUAAACCUGUUGUGGUGGAGUCUGAUUUCUUGAAGUAUGAAGGCACAUUUGGGGAUGCCAUCGCAGGGAAUGUCGAAACUGAAGUGGGAGGCCUCAACAUCAAGGGGGAAGGAAAAGGUUCCUCAAAACUGCAGUCUUCAUUUGGAGACUUAAGGAAGCAGGAAGUUGAUGUUCUUAACCUCCUGCAAGACUCUGAAAAAAGGGUGAUAAACAUGGACCACCCCUUUGUACAGCAGACUCGUGAAAGGCCCAAGGAAGUGUGUGGUGUUCUUAAAGAAAAAAUCAUCACCACUCAGAAGUGCUCGAUUUCUGAGCAAAUUCAAGAAGGACAUUGGGGCAGUAUGUUGUGGUUUAGAGCUAAACAGAUUAAUGUGUCAGUCCAAGAAAAUAGGAACAUUCAAAAGGACAGCAAUGUGGUGUUAGAAAUUCCACCGGAAACUGUCCUAGCUUACAGCAUUAUUGAGCUGAGUAUUAAGACUGAUGGACAGUAUAAGUUAUGUCUGCUACCUGACAAGUGUGGGGGCUUUGAAGCUGAAGCCAGGAAGAAAUCUGCCUCUCCUGAUCUCAUAUCAUUUGUGGAUGGGCCGAUGGAGUCCGACGGAGGAAGCGUUCGGAGGAAGCGUUCUGAAGAUGUCAGAAACAUCCCUAGUGAAGCUCCACUCGCUGUCCUGAAACAAGAUUUAGAGGAUUUUAAGACACAGUUUAAACCAUUUGCAGAAAUGCCUGAAGACAAACGAGCCACAUUGUUCAAAAUGGUGAAUAAAGUGUUGCAUGAUAAAGCAGUGGUUAUCGUUGUGGAGAAUGUGCUUGAGCAGCUCAGCUCGGGUGAGAAGCCAGAUCUCACAGAACUGGAGGAGUUAAACCCCUCUCAGAAAGCAUGUGCGACCACCCUGCUGCAGGCCAUCGGAUACAGCUGUGAAGAGCAGAGCCAGCUGAUGGAGACGGACAGUCUUCACAGAUCUCCUCGCCUUCUCACUGCUACACACUUCCUCGUCAGUGCCAUGGAAGAAAUGUCCGAUAUUAGUCUUGCAGAACUUGGCAGCUGUUGUGACCUGCAAAUAAUACAAGCUUUGUGUUCUUUGUUAAGCAGAAUUACAGCAGAAGGCAAUUCUUCACUGGAGACCCCUCUGAUUGAUGAGAAGACAUUCCACAUAGCUGAGCACCUGUUUGCUUUAUCAAACAUUAAUCUGCGGAAGGAUCAAUCUGCAGUGAGAGCAACGACGGGAAAACAGCCUGGAUUCCUUCCUUUAAUCCUGUGUAUAGCUGUGAGUGGACUGGCCACACUCAGUGAAAGCCAUUAAUGUGUGUCAGAGACGAGAUGAACUGUGGAUGUGUUUUUUAAACAGUUGUUUUUACAGUUUACAAUGAUUUACAUAAAUUUCUUACAAGGUGUAAAGUUAAAAAAAAAAUGUUUUAGAACUCAUGAAGUACAUGUUUGGGUAAAACAGUUACAGUUUUUAAACAACAUAGCAACACGUCUAAUCUGAGUAGAAAGAUGUUUUCAAAAUUGUGUGUUUGAUUAUUCUAUUUCAUAUUUUAAAGAAAGUUUAAAAGUAUUUUAAGCUAUUUUAUUUUUCAGCAUUGGACUUUAAUGAGUUAGAUAUAUUUAAGAGAUAACUGAUAAUCACAAGUGUCUAAAGGGAUCUGCAGCCAGAUUUAAAUGUGUUGAGACUCCUUAUUAGAGCAUGUUUACUGUGCUGAAAAGUUCUGUUUUAUAUCAGUAACUUCCAGCUGAUGGCGCCAAAUAGCUGUUUUUGUAUUUUGUAAGUAAAGGCUUUUAGGAAACCGUUCAGCAUUUUUAAUGUAAUGCUGCUAUUUGGAAUAUUGCUUCCUAUUUAAUUAUUAACUUUGUGAUUAUUUUGUACUAACAAGAUCAAAAAAUGGAUGGGAUCCAUCCGGGAUCACUGGAGCUGGUGUAGUAUUGAAUUCAGUGCCCCCUGCUCAUUGUGCGCAUGUGCAGAGCGAUCUUCCAGUCACUACACGUAGUCUGCUGAUUUUAGCAAGUACUGUGGUAACGCGCAACAGCUGCCAUUGAUCAGCAGCUCCUGUAAGAUAAACACGCAACGAACUACAUAUAUUUAAUAAUUUAUCAAACAUACACAACGUAACAUUGCAAGAGGGAAGUUGAAAAGUUAUAGCAUUAAAUAUACAAGGCAGCAGUGCAAAAAAUUAUUAUUAUUAUUAUUAUUAUUAUUAUUAUUAUUAUUAAAUUGUAAUAUCUGUGCUUUCUAAAUAAACACCCAGAGCUGGCAAUCCUAUAAAACACAUGCUUCUAUAAAUAUGUGCUUUUUCGUGAUGAGUACACAUAUCAGUUUGUAAUUAUGUAAUUGAUUUGAUGUUUGAAUUUAAGGUCGUUUUUCUUCUGUAGUUUGUACCCUCUGAUGUAGGCAAAGCUGGCCAAAACAUCAGAGUACUCUCUUUUUUAUGUAACAAUUAAUAAAAUAGUGUCCUUUA
Molecule: messenger RNA, 2991 nt
Organism: Acipenser ruthenus (sterlet)
Lineage: Eukaryota; Metazoa; Chordata; Actinopteri; Acipenseriformes; Acipenseridae
Product: gasdermin-E-like
Exons: 10
Coding region: 336-1838 (500 amino acids)
Biological process (GO): programmed cell death
Cellular component (GO): cytoplasm
Source: RefSeq, a predicted model, not a curated record